This is a messenger RNA of Lactuca saligna, 929 nucleotides long. The record is from the annotation of a GenBank genome assembly. Lineage: Eukaryota; Viridiplantae; Streptophyta; Magnoliopsida; Asterales; Asteraceae.
UUUUGCACUGAAAAGAAAUUCGAACGUCUCUAUACAUUUUAUCUCAAAAUCAAGCAAACAUCAACCCCUUUUAUCUUAUCUUUCUCGUCCCCUCACUCUUCUCCAAGCUCUGCUUCAAUGGCAACAUCUUCAGCUCUUUCUACAGUCACCCUACGUUCAUCCUCUCGCCUUUCAUCAUCCACAGCAGCCCUCAUUACACCUACAUCACUAGUUUUCCCCAAACAGAAUCUAGAAUUCCCCCUCCGAACUACCAAACUCGCUCGCAGAUCGACAUUACUCCGUCCUGUGGCCGUGGUAGCGGAGGAGAAGGUAGUACAGCUAGGAGAUGAAAUCUCGAAUCUAACGCUAUCAGAUGCACAGAAACUCGUCGAAUAUCUCCAAGACAAGCUCGGAGUCACCGCUGCGUCUUUCGCUCCUGCUGCUGUUGUGGCGGCGCCUGGAGGAGCGGGGGCAGAAGCGGCGGCAGUAGUGGAGGAGAAGACGGAGUUUGAUGUGGUUAUUGAUGAAGUUCCGAGUAAUGCGAGGAUUGCGACGAUUAAGGUCGUUAGGGCUAUGACGAGCUUGGCGCUUAAAGAGGCGAAAGAGCUCAUUGAAGGACUUCCGAAGAAAUUCAAGGAAGGAAUAUCGAAAGAUGAAGCUGAAGAUGCGAAGAAACAACUUGAAGAAGCUGGCGCCAAAAUUUCAAUUGUUUAGUUCAUGAUUUUGUGUUCACGAAUUGAAGGACAUAAUUUACUUCAACGGAUGCAAAUUUCAACUCAAAUCUCUUCGCAUUCGUGUUACUCUAGCUCUGAUGAUAUUACAAAGUCUGUAACUUUUUUCAUUUUAAGCUUGCAAAAUGAGCUUCAAUCUCGCUUAAAAAACGUGAAAGCAUUUUGCGAAUGCUCAUACUUUCAUUUUCUUAUCAAACUUGAAGAUGCAUAGUCUCCAAC